Molecule: messenger RNA, 579 nt
Organism: Lactuca virosa
Lineage: Eukaryota; Viridiplantae; Streptophyta; Magnoliopsida; Asterales; Asteraceae
Source: the annotation of a GenBank genome assembly
AUGGAGCCACCGGAGCAACAUCGCCAUCACCACCAUACAAACUUCUGGUUCAUCAAACUCUUAUCCCUACAAUCAGACUUCCUAUCCGAUUGUCUUCUCUCUCUCUUAUCCCCUUUCCGUUCUAUCUUCUCCCUCGCCUCCACCUUCCGCCGCAUCGACUCCACCAAAGAACCCAUCGACGCCCCAUCCAGCCCUGUGCAAGGAAGCAUUAUCCUUUUGAAAAAAGCACUGUUGGGUUUUCUCGGAGCUGCUUACGUCUGCUGGGUUCUAAUUACAGUGAUGGUGGUCUCGGUAGUUGUGGGGGUGGCUCUGGUUAACUUAUGGGUGGAAGAACCUGUUUACAUCAAAGAGAACUUGUACUUUGACUACACAGACGAUCAUCCUUAUGCAAUUUUGGAUCUUGGGUUUGAUGCACCUAGUAAAGCAGUGAAGAAUAUACCCGUUGGUCACUUCUGUAACGUUCGUUUGACUUUCGUGAUGCCGGAAUCGGAUUAUAAUCGAGAAAUCGGAAAUUUUCAGGCAUCCAUCAUCGAUAACACUUCUGUUUCCAUAAAAUUUUCUAUUCCAGAUUCUAAUUAG